Messenger RNA from Ictalurus punctatus (channel catfish), 5141 nucleotides. RefSeq names its product amyloid beta (A4) precursor protein-binding, family A, member 2b (gene apba2b). Gene Ontology annotation, cellular component: plasma membrane; dendritic spine; cytoplasm. The transcript has 16 exons. Gene Ontology annotation, biological process: chemical synaptic transmission. Lineage: Eukaryota; Metazoa; Chordata; Actinopteri; Siluriformes; Ictaluridae. Gene Ontology annotation, molecular function: protein binding; amyloid-beta binding. The record is from RefSeq and is a predicted model, not a curated record. Bases 377 to 2749 code for a protein of 790 amino acids.
ACGGUCGCGGCGCGCGCAGGCUUAUUAGCUGCAGGUGCACGCGCUGGUUCUGCUCCUUUAAAACGCUGGUGCUCUGUUAAGCAUCUCGGGAGAAGCAGCGUCCUCUCAGCGUGCAGCGCGUCUCCUCCUCAACAGCUGCGGGCUUUUAUGUGAAGAUAACAGCAAUAACGACGCCCAUAAAGUUAUCAACAACAUCAUCUCACGCAGGUCCGAGGACGUGAACAGCUCCGAAUAGAACGUCCAGGUCGUCAUCUAGUAUUUAAGGCAGCAGAGACGGCAACAGUCGCAGGUUAGUGCUUGAAAGAUAUAGACCCCCUUCAUCUAACAACUCUUGGACUGAAGAUCCCUAGAGAUGGAAGGCCAGUGAACUCUCUCUAUGGCUCAGAGGAAGAGGCCUGGGGCCAGUAGCAGCAUGGCCUCAGCAGAGCUUCAUGCUCCAGCACCAUGUCCCUGCCCCACCCCUUAUCCCAGCAAAGAGUGUGAAGAGCGACAAGACUCUGAAACCCCCAUACCCCCUUACUGUGACCAAGAGGAGGUGGAUCUGCCCAGCAGCCAUCCUGUCACCCCAGAUCACACCCACUCCAACUACCAUGGCCAUCCAGACAGCCUCGAUGGAGACUCAAGCUCGGACUACGUCAACAAUACAUCAGAGGAUGAAGAGGACUACGAUGAAGGACUGCCUGAAGAAGAUGAGGGAGUGACAUACUACAUCCGCUACUGUCCAGAGGAUGACAGUUACCUGGAGGGGAUGGACUGUAACGAGGGCAGGUAUGGGCGCACUGAGCCACCCCCAGAAACAGACGAGUGCCAAGAAGCAGUGGAGGAGUGGGUGGAGGGUGAGGGUGAGGUGCGCUGUGAAGUUCUGGAGCAGGACUCGGAUCAGCAGAUAUAUGACGGGAGACCUGAACCAGUCCUUGAUCACCAUCCACACCAUCAGUACCAUCACCAGGACCAAGCUCUUCCUCAAACCCAGGAACAAGAGGAGGAUGAUGAGGAGAGUGAGGAGUAUUGCCCUAAUGAAGAGGAGGAACCAGAGGAGGAACAAGACAGAGAGGUCUACACAGGGGACUACUAUGCCCCAGAGGACAAUGGGAACUCGAUGUAUGCAGGCCACAAGGGCAUAGAGGGUGAAACAGGUGAAGAGACAGAGGAAGACAUUGAUCAGAUUGUAGCUGAGAUUAAGAUGAGCAUGAGCAUGGGCAGUCUGAGCAGUGGGACCGAUCAGAGCCCGGAGGAGCUGCCACCCGUGCCCGGGCGUUACCAGGCUGAAGCUGAGCCCAAAGCCGAACCAGCUCCUUACCCCACACCACACCGCCAUGACGGCAGACCCAAAACCCUCAACAUCCCCCCUGCUGGGCACAACCCACAGCCACAGAGGAGCUCAAAAGCGCACUUGCACACACCAGAGGAGAGGAGGAGAUGGGCACAGGAGCAGCACAGGGAACAGGUGUCAAACAGUGCAGAGCAGCCAAGAAAACAGCAACGCUCCGAUCUCAAUGGACCUCUGGAGAACAACAACGUCCCUGAGCCAUCGAAGAAGACGGCAUCUUUCCCCAGCUUUGUCGAUGUGCCAGGGCCGUGCGAGCCUGAGGACCUCAUUGAUGGGAUCAUCUUCGCUGCCAACUACCUGGGUUCCACACAGCUGCUGUCAGAGAGAAACCCAUCUAAAAACAUCCGCAUGAUGCAGGCGCAGGAGGCUGUGAGCCGAGUCAAGAGAGUUCAGAAGGCAGCCAAAAUCAAGAAAAAGGCGAACUCUGAAGGGGACACACAGACGCUAACUGAGGUGGACCUCUUCAUCUCCACCCAGAGGAUCAAAGUCCUCAACGCCGACACACAGGAGACGAUGAUGGACAAUGCCCUACGCACUAUCUCAUACAUCGCUGACAUUGGAAACAUUGUGGUUUUGAUGGCCCGCAGACGCAUGCCACGCUCCGCCUCACAGGACUGCAUCGAGACUACCCCAGGUGCUCCAGAGGCCAAGAAACAGUACAAGAUGAUCUGCCACGUCUUUGAAUCCGAAGAUGCCCAGCUCAUAGCCCAGUCCAUCGGUCAGGCAUUCAGUGUGGCCUACCAGGAGUUCCUCCGUGCCAAUGGCAUCAACCCAGAGGACCUGAGCCAGAAAGAGUACAGUGACAUCAUCAACACACAGGAAAUGUACAAUGACGACCUCAUCCACUUCUCCAACUCGGAGAACUGCAAGGAGCUGCUGUUGGAAAAGCAGAAGGGUGAAAUUCUGGGUGUAGUAAUAGUGGAGUCUGGCUGGGGCUCCAUCCUGCCAACAGUGAUUCUAGCUAACAUGAUGAAUGGAGCACCAGCCGCACGCUCAGGGAAGCUCAGCAUCGGAGAUCAGAUCAUGUCCAUCAACAACACUAGUCUGGUGGGUCUGCCACUCGCCACCUGUCAAGGCAUCAUUAAGGGUCUGAAGAACCAGGUGCAGGUGAAACUGAACAUCGUGAGCUGCCCUCCUGUGACCACAGUGCUCAUCAAAAGACCUGACCUCAAAUACCAGCUGGGCUUUAGCGUGCAGAAUGGCAUUAUAUGUAGUUUGAUGCGUGGCGGUAUAGCUGAGCGAGGAGGGGUCCGGGUUGGCCAUCGGAUCAUUGAGAUAAAUGGCCAAAGUGUGGUGGCCACAGCCCAUGAGAAGAUUGUCCAAGCAUUGUCCAACUCUGUGGGUGAGAUCCAUAUGAAGACAAUGCCAGCGGCUAUGUUUAGGCUCCUAACUGGCCAGGAGACGCCCAUGUACAUCUGACUGAAUGAAUGACGUCUGUGGAUUAUUUAAGACUUUUAAAACGACACAUCUCUGUCUUUGGUCAGAUCAUGUCUCUUCUUUUGCUUCACAGAUAAUAACUUGUUUUCUCCUAACCCCCAUAUAACAGUUGGCCACUUUCCAAUGAUUCUGUGGAUUUUGUUCUUGGCAUCAUGUGUACACGCAGUGGCCGUUCAGUCAGAUGAUAAAAGACUGAGGCAAUACACAUUUUUUUCGUAUAUGCAAAUUAAAAAAAGGGGAGCUCAUGUAUAUUUAUUUCAGCUUCCCUUUCAGUUCUUUGUUUUAUUUAUUUUUAAUUAUCGAUUAAAUGUCUUGCUCCUGUCUGUGAACUAUGUUGGAAAGUUUGUGCUGUAAAUAUUUAUUCAUUCUAUCGGAGGAUAGGAAAAGCAAAGCCAGGAUGAAGAGUCCGCCCAUGUAAUGCCCAAAAAUAGCGAGAAUGGUGGCUGUAUCUGGAUUGGGAAGAGCUGUGCCAAAAUAAACUCAGCUACACAGCUCCUUUUAUCAAUGUAGCUUCCUGAACUGUCUGCAAAUACAAUAGUAAUUCCAUUCAAUAUUUAACAUUUUUCUGUAGUACAAGAUGUGUUUUGCUUUCCCUCGUGCAAGUGCGGAGAAUUUUACAGUAAAGCCAUGUAUAAUUUUAUUCCUUAGAGUAAACACAAGUUUUAUAACACAUGAAUAAAAACCUUCAAAUCAAUUGAUAAAGGACAUGAAAUGACACGCUUUGAAAGUUAUUACCCUUGUAAACAAAACAUUGUUAAGGGGAACGCAGAAUGCAAGCAGAAAUCACCGAUGUGUAGCCAAGUGUAAUUUUUUUUUUGCCCAGAUUUUAUUUGUGAACAAGCUUUAUAUCAUUUGUUAAGCAUGACGUACAACUAUUACAGUACAGUGGCUGAGGUAUCAAACAGACUAACUAGCAUAUUGCUAUUGGUCUAUCGCAGAAAUGAUAUCGUGCAUGUCUGUUUGCCUCACAUUAUAAGUUGCAGCACAGGCUAGAGGGGAAAAAGCACAUCUUGUAGUCUUUUGAGUGCAAAAUCAGUUACUUACAGUUCAAACUGUAUUAGAUUAAAACCCAUAUGCUUCUAUUUUAGAUUAUUUUGCUGAGCAUUUCAUAAGAUAUACUUCCACAAACAUACCCUUGCAUUAGCUUCUUACUUCCAGCGAUAUUGGAAAUCCAGUGUGCUUGUACGGCACGGAGUUUAAUUAAAAUGGGUUGUCAGAAAAAUGGCAGAUAAACUUCAAAACUGUGCAGCGGCUUGCCAUAUAUAUAUAUAUUUUUUUUUUGUGAUGUUGGAACACUUUAAACUUUCCUUACAGAGAAUGUUGAUUUGAUUGAUACAGAUUUACAUAAACAUAUUGAGGGCUAUAUUUGACCAUGUGUAUGUACAGGCAUAACUUCAGAUAAUGGAUUGUCAGCAGUGGAAGCUGGUGUUCAGUGUUCACAUUAAUGACUCUGUGAACUUGGUAACUUUUACUUGAAUUUACCUGGGAAGUUGAGAGGGAAGUCUAAACUAACAGUUUUGAAUAUCUCAAUAAGCAAAUAAUAACCGACAUAACUGCUAGACGUAUUAAUAGCUACAGUUAACCUCAAUACAAUAUAUGGCACAAUGAAAUGGCUUUUCUACUUCAUUAUGAGAAUAUACUCCACCAAUAAAUCUUUAGGAUGUUAUAGUCCAGACUUUGGCAGAAUAACAGAACUGAUGUACAUACAAAGCAACUCCUAACAGAAGGGAACAUUUUUAUAUUCUGAUUCAUCACCAAAAAAUAAGAGUAGUCUUCAUUUGGUGGGCAUUAAUUUAAGUGUUUUUUUUUUUUUUUUUAAAGGCAGUGCACAAACAUUUUGUAACCUAGCACAUGUACAAAAACACAAUUAUCCCACCAUAAUCAUAAUAAUCCAAUAAACAUAACGAUCACCAUCAUGUAAAUUACUUUUAUUUGAAAAUCAUACACACCAUCAUAUCUGAAAGUUUCUUUUUUAUGUCGAUUUUUGUGCGUACUUGACAGAAACUCAUUCGAGUUGUGAAUGUAAACGUGUUGUUAAUAGUGCAUCCAUUACCUUGCGCAGUAUUAGAAUGUCUGUACAUAAACACCUGACAUUGUUUAGUAAAGGUGCCCAGAUUAGGAUGGCACAUCCUCUGUUAACACUCCCUCGCCCCACUUUGUCAGGCUUCUGCCCUGAGGAAAUUAAUUCACACUGUGAUCGGAAGCCUUACUGCAGAGUAAGCUUUGGGGAAUAUGAGAAAAGGUGAAACGAGGAAAGUCACAAAGAUUAACAGUUACCUGUUUGCAUGCAGCCUAAAUGUCAAAAUGGCAAAAAAAAAACAAAAAAACAAACAAACAAAAAACCCCACAAAACAAUAACAAUAAAGAGUGUAAC